GCUUGGAUGUGAGCGCGCACAGACCCCGCCCCACAUCCCCAUGAGGUCCCUGGGGGCCCUUAAAUAGCACGUCCCAGGUCUCAGAGCCCGUUUCGGACUCAGUCCCCGGAUUUGUCUGAGCAAGUGCCUCACUUGGAAAAUAUGAGCUCGUCGAACCCGGACCAGCGCCUGGAGCAUCUCCUGAGCGCCGUGGAGAGCGAGUUCCAGAAGGGCAGCGAGAAGGGAGACGCGUCGGAGCGGGACAUCAAACUGACGCUGGAGGACGCGGACCUGUGGAACAAGUUUAAGGAGCUAACCAACGAGAUGAUCGUCACCAAGACGGGGAGGAGGAUGUUUCCGGUUCUGAGAGCGAGCGUGUCCGGUCUGGACCCGAACGCCAUGUACUCGGUCCUGCUGGAUUUUGUGGCCGCGGACAACAACCGCUGGAAAUACGUGAACGGGGAGUGGGUGCCCGGCGGCAAGCCGGAGCCGCAGAGCCCCAGCUGCGUCUACAUCCACCCGGACUCCCCCAACUUUGGCGCGCACUGGAUGAAAGCGCCCGUCUCCUUCAGCAAAGUCAAGCUCUCCAACAAGCUGAACGGGGGCGGACAGAUCAUGCUGAACUCACUGCACAAAUACGAGCCGAGGAUCCACAUCGUGAAGGUUGGAGGCAUUCAGAAGAUGAUCAGCAGCCAGUCCUUCCCUGAGACGCAGUUCAUCGCUGUCACUGCCUACCAGAACGAGGAGAUCACUGCUCUGAAGAUCAAGCACAACCCUUUCGCCAAAGCCUUCCUGGACGCCAAAGAAAGGAGCGACCACAAGGAGGUCCCGGACCACAGCGCCGACACCCAGCAGCCGGGAUACUCCCAACUUGGAGGCUGGUUUCUUCCCAGCCAGAGUCCGAUCUGCCCCAGCAGCAGCCCCCCCCAGUUCGGCAGUUCAGCGGGUCACUCAUCGGGUUCCUAUUGUGAGCGUUACUCCAGCCUGAGGAGCCACAGGGCGGCGCCGUACCCCAGCCACUACCCCCACCGCAGCUCCGGCACAAACAACUACAUGGAGAACAGCUCAGGGAGUCUGCCCACGCAUGACAGCUGGUCAGCGCUCCAGAUCCCCAACUCCCCAGGCAUGGGGACUCUGUCCCACAGCUCCAACUCCACCUCCAACUCCAGUCAGUACCCCAGCCUCUGGUCGGUGGCCGGCACCUCGCUCGCCCCCUCAGGCUCCACCUCUGGUUCCAUAUCCGGAGGCCUGACCCCCCAGUUCCUGCGAGGUUCUUCCUACACGGGCCUGACCUCCUCCCUGCCCGUCUCCUCACCCUCCUCCAUGUAUGAGCCCAAUCUGAGCGAGGUGGGGGACGCUCAGUUCGAGAGCUCCAUCGCUCGGCUCACAGCAACCUGGGCGCCUGUGGCUCAAAGCUACUGAGGCUCCUCCCACCGCCAGAUUUCUGAAAUGACUCCGGGGAGGAUGCUGGAGUUUGAGGAGCUGGAGCCUCCUCAGGGAAGGAGCAGAAACUGUCUGACAACCGCAGAAAGCUGCAGAAGUGUAGUUAAAAUGAAUCUGUAAAUAGGAAAAGCUUCCAGCUGCUGCAGAGGAGUCCAAACUGAUCACAUGACUCAGUGAAGCUCCCUCAACUCGUUUGAUUCUUCAGUUGUGUAAACGACUCUGCUAACAUGGAUGUGUACAUGUGUGUAAAUACAGUAAGUUAACUUCACCUCAAUGUGCCUUCUACUGAUCCAAAGCCCCCCCACACACUCGUGUAAAUACAGCCUUUGAUUGAACUGUAAGUUUUAUUUAUGUCAUCUAAUAAUAAAUUAAAAGUAUUUGUUUUCUCAGAAAAA
Molecule: messenger RNA, 1817 nt
Organism: Oryzias melastigma (Indian medaka)
Lineage: Eukaryota; Metazoa; Chordata; Actinopteri; Beloniformes; Adrianichthyidae
Gene: tbxta
Product: T-box transcription factor Ta
Exons: 8
Coding region: 142-1401 (419 amino acids)
Biological process (GO): heart morphogenesis; regulation of transcription by RNA polymerase II; cell fate specification
Cellular component (GO): nucleus
Molecular function (GO): DNA-binding transcription factor activity, RNA polymerase II-specific; RNA polymerase II cis-regulatory region sequence-specific DNA binding
Source: RefSeq, a predicted model, not a curated record